Messenger RNA from Vanrija pseudolonga, 1965 nucleotides. RefSeq names its product Heat shock protein 70 (gene SPAC57A7.12). Gene Ontology annotation, cellular component: nucleus; cytosol. Bases 127 to 1920 code for a protein of 597 amino acids. The transcript is spliced from 3 exons. The record is from RefSeq and is a predicted model, not a curated record. Gene Ontology annotation, molecular function: ATP-dependent protein folding chaperone; ATP binding. NCBI's taxonomy places the organism in Eukaryota, Fungi, Basidiomycota, Tremellomycetes, Trichosporonales, Trichosporonaceae. Gene Ontology annotation, biological process: protein folding.
ACCCGGAUUUUAUCCACCCAAAAGCCAUCUCGUUUGGCACUCUAGUCGAGCCUACAACGCCCGAAACAGCACCGGAGACGACCUACAUCUUGAAGAGCAUCUUCUUGCCCAUUUAAUCCACCAAAAAUGUCGCCUAUCGUUCUUGGUAUCAACUUUGGCCAGUCGUACGCGUCCAUCGCCGUCAUCGACAAGGAGGGCCAUGCCUCGUGCAUUGCCAACGAGGACGGCGAGCGCCAGAUUGCUGCCGCCGUCUCGUACGUCGAGGACCAGGUCUACAUCGGCAACGGCGCCAAGCCCCACCUCGUCAAGAACGGCCACAACACGAUCAUGGGCUUCCGUAACCUCCUCGGCCACACCUACGACGAGGUCGACCACACCGCCAUCCUUGCCGCUCCCCUGAUCCCCGAGUCCAAGGUCCCCGCCUACACUGUCGACAUUGUCAUCCCCCCUCCCGCCGCGCCUACCCCCGUCUCGCGCUCGGCCGCUCCCUCGGGCUACGCUACCCCCGUCCCUCUUGAGCCCACCCCGGCCAAGAAGACCAUCACCGCCCCCGAGGUGACCACGCUCUUCCUCGAGAACCUGUUCAACUCGGCUGUCGACUUCCUCGGCGGCAAGCCCACCCACGCCGUCAUCUCGGCCCCCGUGUGGUUCACCCCUGCCCAGACUGAGGCCCUCCGUGAGGCUGCCACCGCCGCCGGCAUCAACGUUGUCCAGGUCCUUGACGAGUCGGCCGCCGUCCUUGUCGGCUACCGCGCCGGUCUCUCCGAGGAGCGCAAGGCCCGUGGCCUCCUUGGCGAGCCCGAGGAGGGCAACGCCGGCGAGGAGGAGCCCCGCGACAAGAAGAUCGCUGUCCUCGACAUGGGCGAGACCUCGCUCGCCAUCUCGGUUAUCGCCGUCUCGGAGGGCGAGUACACUGUCCUCAGCAAGUCGCGCGACGACAAGCUCGGUGGCCGCGAGUUUGACAACCUCCUUAUCAAGCACUUUGCCAAGGAGUUCACCAAGAAGACCAAGAUUGCCCUUGACCUUCCCACCACCGAGGCCGGUUCGGCUCAGGACAAGCGCGCCGAGGCCAAGCUCCGCCUUGCUAUCGAGCACACCAAGCGCUCGCUCUCGGCCUCGACCGGCCCCGCUACCUGCGCCGUCGAGUCGCUCAAGGACGGCUACGACCUUUCUUCGUCGGUCAACCGUAUCCGCUUCGACGGCCUCGCUGCUGUCGUCUACUCGAAGGUGACGUCUGCUCUCCGCGAGACUGUUGAGGCUGCCGGCCUCGACAUUGCCCAGAUCGACGAGGUCCUCCUCGCCGGUUCGUCGACCCUCCUCCCCGGUCUCCAGCAGGCCGUUGCUUUCAGCGUCAACCCCACCACCCCCGUCACUGCCGCUCAGGACCCCUCCGAGGUCAUUGCCAUCGGCUGUGCCCUCCAGGCUCUCCACCUCGCCACCCUCGACUCGCGCCUCAAGGUCGACGACGUCCUCGCGUUCGCCGCCAAGCCCAUUGACACGACCGCUGCCCCCAUCGGUAUCGUCAUCCCCGGCGCCACCGACGACCUCAUCGCCGCCAACGUUAUCGAGCCCGGAGCUCCCCUUCCCGUCAGGAGACGUGUUGCCAUCCCCGUCGCUGCUGGUGCUGGCAAGGUCGCCCUCGAGAUCUGGGAGGGCAAGGAGGAGAUCAAGGUUGAGAAGGUCGAGGUCGCCCCUGUCGACAAGGUUGAGGGAGAGGACGAGUUCUCCGACGACGAGGACGAGCCCGAGGAGAUCAGGACACCCAUCACCAAGAAGACGACCCGUCUGGGAGCUGUCGAGGUCGCUGUUGCCGACGGAAAGCAGUUGAUCCUCGAGGUUAUUGUCCAGCGCGGUGGCAAGGUCGAGGUCGCUGCCUGGGAGGAGGGCAACGAGGCGGGUGCCGACAAGUUUGAGGUUUAAAUAGAGUAGAUUGCAUGGGGAAGAUGCACAGGCAUGAUAUAGCAG